This is a messenger RNA of Emiliania huxleyi CCMP1516, 1875 nucleotides long. RefSeq lists its product as hypothetical. The record is from RefSeq and is a predicted model, not a curated record. The transcript is spliced from 5 exons. The coding region runs from base 53 to 1756 and encodes 567 amino acids. Lineage: Eukaryota; Haptophyta; Isochrysidales; Noelaerhabdaceae.
CCGCCCGACCACUCCUUGGUGGCACUGCCACCAAAGGCAAGGACGACUGAAGAUGAUAUACAACAUGAGGAGCUCCGGCGUGUCCGCCCCCACGCCUUUCGCUGCCGCCACCACGCCUACGCCGUCGCUCCGGCGACUGCUUGAGACCGUGGAGUGGACUGGCUUCGCUCCCGCGCCGAGCAGCCUCGAGAUUUGGGGCGCUGCUGUCCGUGCAGCGCCUCCGGCCCCGCCGGGCGAGCAGAAUCACGACUGGAAGCCGCAGGUUGGCGAGAGUUGCAACGACGAUUGCUUCUACGCCAACAACGGAGUUUGCAACGACGGGGCUGCCGGCUCGACCGACGCCCUGUGCGCGUGGGGCUCCGACUGCCGGGACUGCGGGCGCCGCGAAGGCGCAAAGCCUGCCUGCGACGAUCAAGCCACGGCCGAGGGCGAAGAGGCGCUGUGUGCCUAUGGAAGCGACUGGCUGGCCACGCCCCGGGUGACAUCGCCGCCACCGCCGUGGCCAUCACCCCCUCUGCUCGGACACCACCGGCACGCCACGGGCACCAUCAUCGGGGGCUCGACCGCCGCCUUCCUCGUCUGCCUCGGGCUCACGCUGUGCUGCUUCUACUGCCGCGAGGCUGUCGGGCGCGCGCAGCGCGUCCGCAAGUCGUCGCGCGCCUCUCAGAGCGGGAUCGAGGCGUCGGGCUCGUGGAUCGAGUACAUGGAGCGCACAUCGCUCGGCGGCGUGGCGACGCGGGCGGCAUCCAACCACUCCAUCAUCGUCGACAUGUCGCCCUCGAUCUCGGCGUCGCUCGAGCGGGCGCUGGCUUCCGACCGGGGUGAGGUGGCCAACGGAUCGCUCAACGCCGCGCGCCUCUCCGACGACAGCUCGACCGUCUCGGCUGGAAACGUCGCCGCGGCGCACCGGGCGAUGGCGGCGGUGGCGGCCCUGGGCGAGGCGGCCGCCGAGGCGGACGACCUUGAGCUGGGCGCAUCCGCCGCGGGGGAUCGCGGCUCUCCGUCCAGAGGCCGGCCCAGCUUUCGCACGGAGCUCUACGGCAGCGGCGAGGCGGCGAUGGAGGCGCGCUUUCUGCAGACGGAGCUCGAGGCGCUACUCGGGCGCAAGUGCUUCCUCGACAGCGACGACUUGCGCGACCUGCGGCUGCUGCAGCAGGCCGUGCGCGAGUCCGACUGCCUGAUCCUGGUCCAGUCCAAGAGCGUGCUCUUCCGGCCGUACUGCAUCCUCGAGAUGGUCACGGCGAUCGAGGCGCGCGUCCCCAUCGUGGGCGUCUCCCUCUCGGUCGCGGGCAUCGACAUGUACAACUUUAAUCUCGCCCCGGCCUUCCUCACGCACCUCGAGCGGACCCUCGAGCAAGCAAACCCGGGCGCCUCGUCCGUCUUGACUCGCGCCAACGUCGACCUGACUUACGCGGCGCGCCUGCUCGGCUCCACCGUGCCCGAGAUCAUCUCGAUCAGCUUCAACCCCUCCUCCUCGCGCAACAUGCUCGCGGCGAGCGUCGCUGACAUCGCCGCCGCGAUGGAGCACGCGAUGCCGUCGCGAGUGCCGACGCCCGAGGAGUGGGAACGCCACGCCGCCGUCGUGUCUGUGCCGUCCCUCGACUGGAUCAACGACGCGCAGGCGCAGCCGCCCCUCAGCCAGCCGCACACACGCGCACCGUCGCCGACGCCUACCGAGGUGAUGCGACGCACGUGGCUCCCCCCAUUCAAGAAGACGGGCGGCAGCACUUGGGCGCCGGCUAACGGCCGAAACUGAGAUGGGCGGGGCGGGUCAGACGUGAUGCCCUCUCUAGAGACACUCGACUGUCAACACACGUGCAACUAUUACUUGUUUAUGUCCACUAGAGCCUCUUUUUUUUACCAUACCUAGACACA